CUUUGGUACCAGCCAAAGCAGCCAGCCUGGCCAUUUACAUUUCCUGCAGCAGGCGGACUAAACUCACCCAGAGCUCUGGGUGCCCUGGAAGAGCCACGUGGAUGUCCCAGGAGAAGGACUGAACCCCAUUUGCGGCUCUCAGGAGCCGCUUUGUGCUGUCGCAGUGAUCAGGAGCUGCCAUGCCGAUGGCAGAGGGGCCAUGGGAGGGGGCCAGGGCCCACCAGAUCCGGAGGGCAGGGAAUGCACCAGGGGAGCAAUUCUAGCCAGAUCCUGCCAGGAAUCACCCCCAGCGAUGAAGGACUUCACUGAAAUCACGCUGUGCCCCGACAGGCUGGAGCAGAGUAAGACGGAGUUUUGCAACCCCAUCUUCGAACCCGAGCGCGAGGGGGCUGGCUGCGCACCCUCCACUCCGCACCAGAUGGCAGGGGAGAACAGGAGCAGCACUGGAUCCCCCUGGGAUGGCCUUGCUCCCCCCGCAGGCCAGCGGCUCUGGAGCAGGGUGGGCAGGAAGCACAGGCCUGACUGCAAGUUCUCCUGGCUGUGCGUAGCACUGAUGAGUGCAUUGCUCUUGCUGCUACUCGCCUUGCUGCUGGGGAUCAUCAUCUCCCAGCUGCAGUCCUCACGCUCAGCUGGACCCUCCUCUGCAACUGCAUCUGCCCACCACCACGAUGCCACCACCAUAGCACCUGCUGGCGCCACCGAGCCACGGAGCGAGCCGCCCCCAGCUACUACACCAGAGCCCUCCUGUGGAGGGACCCUGAAGGGCCCCGAGGGCUCCCUCAGCUCCCCCAGGUACCCUGCUCCCUACCCACCCAAUACCCUGUGCAUCUGGCGCAUCCAGGUGGAGGACGGGCUGGCCAUCCAGCUAAAGAUAGAGUCACUCAGCCUGGAAGGCACGAGAUGGUGCCUCUUCGACAGGGUGGAGCUGUACGAGGAGCUGGGAGCAGCCAGCAGCUCCCCUUGGGGAGGGACAUCCAGGUUUUGUGGGGACGUGGCGCCCCCGACAAUCAACACCAACUCCAACCGGCUGCGCGUCACCUUCGUCUCGGACAACAGCGUGGGUGCCCUGGGGUUCACCGCCCACUACCGCACCAUCAUGCCCAGUGAGAAGAGCUGUUCCUGGGACGAGUUUUUCUGUGACCAGGGGCUCUGCCUCCACCUGGGUCUUGUCUGUGACGGCUUCCACGACUGCAUGGACAAGAGCGACGAAGCCAACUGCAGCUCGAAACACAAAGAAUGCGGUGGGUCGCUGACCAGCUUGGAGGGGCAGUUCUCCACCCCAAGCCACCCGCAGCCGUACCCACAUCAGCAGCUGUGUCUCUGGCAGAUCGCCGUGCCCGUGGGCCAUGUGAUCGAUCUGCAGUUCCACAACUUCAGCUUGGAGUCGCAGGAGGACUGCACCUUUGACUUUGUGGAGGUGCAUGACAGCGCAGGCACGGACGCUCUCAGCCUCCUGGGCAGGUACAGGUGCCCGCAGCUCGGCGAUCCGCUGCUGGGGGCAGGAGAUUGA
This is a messenger RNA of Dermochelys coriacea (leatherback sea turtle), 1510 nucleotides long. It is a transcript of the gene MFRP, whose product is annotated as membrane frizzled-related protein. Bases 200 to 1510 code for a protein of 436 amino acids. The transcript is spliced from 9 exons. Lineage: Eukaryota; Metazoa; Chordata; Testudines; Dermochelyidae. The record is from RefSeq and is a predicted model, not a curated record. Gene Ontology annotation, molecular function: protein binding.